Molecule: messenger RNA, 1296 nt
Organism: Aspergillus steynii IBT 23096
Lineage: Eukaryota; Fungi; Ascomycota; Eurotiomycetes; Eurotiales; Aspergillaceae
Exons: 6
Coding region: 43-1296 (417 amino acids)
Source: RefSeq, a predicted model, not a curated record
GUCCUUCAAUCACCAUUAGCCCAACACGUGCGGCAAAACAAUAUGGGCUCUUCCGAAUCUGGAUCUGAGAAGGUCAACCUAGCUAUCGAUGACUUGGAAAAAAGUCUCGAUCACAUCGGUACCUGUUGGCUGCAACGCUGUCUACUCUGGAAUCGUCCCUUUACGCGACUAGUUCGCCCUCCGUCACAUCUUCAUGAUCAACUUGAAAGCUACAGACUAGGACUCGAUAUCCCUCCUAGCAGUCUUAUAAUUAUCCAUCCCCGUGUUGAUGCUAUCCUCCUGUCAAUAAUCGGAUCUGUGAUGGAAAAGUACCGAGCCAGACAUGGGUCAUUACCCGAGCAGUUACGCCGAAUGCGUUUGGAGUUCAAUCAACAAGUUACCAUGUCGCACUCAUUUGAUUACGAGGAACAUCAGUACGGUUUCCAAGUCGAUGAUGCACUUUGGUACGGAGACAGGGAUAACUUGGAAACUAACCUCGUUGUCCAAAGGAUGGAAGCAAUGUCUGAUGGUAAGGAGAAUACACUGACUGGGGCGCUACGCGGCAGCGAGGACUCAAGACAGAUAUACGGCAUCGUUACUGACAGUUACAAGUGGCAUUUUAUGAGGGUUUCUCCUAGUGGUCAACUAUUUCUUAAGUCGUUUGAUUGGAACAAGAAAAGGGAACAGCGUUUGAUCCUGGAUCAUCUUCAGAGAAUUACGAAAGAGGCCAACAAUCUAGCGUACAAAGUGUAUGGCAACUCGGAUUUAGGGAGUCAGAGUGUGACCGAGGCUACAGGAUGCAUUGUUGAAAGGAGCUUCGGUAAUAAGACUGGAAAGGAUUACCUCGUGUCGGUUUCGUUAGGGAAGUCCAACAUUUGGCCCAUCAAGGGAAUGUGGUUAAAGGAUGCAGAGGAGGCUUUUAACUUGAGGAUGGAACCUGAACAAGUUCACUUGUUCGAGCCUACCUUGGUGGAGACAUCAAGUAUUGACCAUAUCAUCUCGGUUUGGAAAAUGUACAACCUUGCAACAUACAAGUCCUGGGUUUUUGAACAGCCCGCUAGACCCCUCAUAGAACUCAUCUUUCUCACGUUGAUCAGCGACCCAAUGAUAAACCGAUGUCUUUAUCUACAGUUAGGUGGGACCGAUUGCCACAUAGAGACAUCAUGCCUCUAUCGUGACAGAAGUAUUACUGUUCAUGGGAGCACGGAUUACUCUAUCAGAAAGAAGAACGACCCACACAGCGUAUUUCCCAUCCUCGUGGCCGGAGAAUGGGAGGACGGCCUUUGUCCUUUAGUGGCCUAUAUGGCUCCAGGAUAA